Molecule: messenger RNA, 1254 nt
Organism: Folsomia candida
Lineage: Eukaryota; Metazoa; Arthropoda; Collembola; Entomobryomorpha; Isotomidae
Exons: 2
Coding region: 78-1085 (335 amino acids)
Source: RefSeq, a predicted model, not a curated record
UAUGUUUUCUGUCUGGAAAAGAACGGGAAUAUUUUCCCGCACAACCAGGAUUCAGUCGCCAUGCAGUGGAAUAUUCUAUGAACUGCCAUCCAGGUGACGUUCCUAAUCCAAGCUAUUUCCCAUCUGAGGAUCGACUUCAGAAACCUAUCAGCCUGAAAGGUUAUGGAAUUGGUGGUCUUUCUGCUCCAAGAUUUCCAGGAGAAAGCAAGAACCGAUUUGGAAGGAAGGAACAAAGCAGAAAGUCCAGCAGUUCCGCACAAGAUGAGAAGGGCCAGGCAGGGCGAAAUAGUAGUGACGAUAAAAAUAUGUCUCCUGAAGUUUUAACCUCUGUUUGGAAGAAGGAAUUGAAGCUGACGGAUAAAGUUGCCCCAAUUCUAACGCCGGAGCAGUGUAAACAGAGAAAGUGGGCAUUUGGACAAUCGGUCCAUGCCCCAAAAUUUGCUAAAAGCAAUGGAGGCAGCGAUGGUGUAGGUGUGGGCCACUAUGAAGUCAGCAUUCCCAAACAUUGCAAGAGGAUCCCCGUCUCAACAGUUUUUGGAGCAGGGCCCGUCACCAUUCAUGAAAAGACUCAAACAAUUUGCAACUUUGAAGGGUUUGACCACUGCAUCGAGUGUCAUCGGUGUCUUGACUCGACGGACUAUUACCGAUCCCUUCGUUCCAUCGCUAUACCACAAAACUACUUCCAUACGUACUCCAACCAGUCGGAAUAUACUCAGCCGUCGCCUACCGUAAAGUCCUCUCCCACAAAGUUGACUCGAAUGGACCGCGUCAUGCUCGCAAUAUCGAAUUCGAAAUUGUCUCUAGACCCAGGUGAACUCAAGAUGGACCAUGCAAAGCACAUCGCAUUUUGUCCAACCUGCUACUUUGAAAUAAUUCAAACUGGGCACGAGUACUGGACCCCCAAAAGGCUUGUGGGUGGGAAGUUUACGAAGACACGCCACUGUGUCAAUAUCCACGAGCACAACAACUUGCCCGUCUUUGUACACAAAGUACCUUGCAAGUUAAUCCAGAAACUGAAGAGGAAGGAAGCUCUGAUGAACAAGUAUUUCCCAGAUCGUUGUGAUAAAGUGGACCGCGAGAGGUGAAGUAAAAAAGGAUUGUCUUGACACUACUACAAGUACUUCUGCUGCUGCUGCUACUGCUACUUCUACUACAAAAGUCAAGGAAAAGAAUAAACCUAGACGGACAAGAAAGUGUUGAUACGAUGACGACGUUGGUGAUAAUCUUAUCAAUCUUAUCAUAAUAGGAUUUACA